UGCCAGGUGGGGCCGGGUCGCCAGGACUUUCUCCACUGCGCCAUCACCUCGCGUCGUCCGGCGAGGAAAUCGCAACAACCUCCCGUUUGCUAGCGGGGGUCGUUGGGGUCGGUGGUCUAGGUAUAUAACCCGAUGUAGGGCUCCUCUCGCCGACCUGUAAGGUACCAUACAAACUACUGUCGAGCAAACAACCCAGAGCGUUUAGAGAGAGAGAGAAGCCAGGGAGAAGGAGGAAGAGCCGCCGCGGUGGAACGCGUGAUUUGGCGUUUCCUGGUCCUAGGUAGGGUGCUCAGGGGAGUCGCCAGGACACGGGCAAGCUUUGGACGCUACAAAUUCAGCGAAUAACCAACGGGGGUGCGUGGAAUUGCUCACCGGAGCAAACCCUCCGCCGCCGAACCACCAUCCUUCUGAGCAGCGCACGCUAGCGUCCGGUUCCUGGACGCACGCCGUGAACUCGAAGUCCACCGCUCUCUGAGCAUCAAGCGCCGGCAUCGCUAGGGUUUCACGCCCCCAUCCCCCCAGGGCGCCGUCGAUCCCGGUCGGCCAUCUCCCGGUGCCUGGUAACUGAUCGUUAAUUUCAUCGAUGGGUGCCAUGGAGGACCGCAGCUCCAAGCAGGCAGGCGCGGGCUUGGUGGCCCACCUCCACGACGACCUCCUUGUGGAGAUCCUCUCCCGCGUCCCCGCCAAGUCCAUCUGCCGGUUCAAGUGCGUGUCCAAGGCCUGGCUCGACCUCAUUGCCGGUCCCGACCACCGUAAGAAGCUCCGCCAACCCAUGCAGGGACUCAUCUACAUGAAUCCAGAGAAGGACCGCCACAGCUUCAGCUUCCUGGACCUGCCACUGACAGUAGGAUCCGUGCCUCUGGACGUUGCCGACCCUGCAGGCUUCAUCUCCUUCCUGACGGAACAGCCUGGGAUCCAUCGCCUCGUCUUACUGGAUUCCUGCAAUGGCCUGAUCCUAUUCCAGCACCUUAUGGAGCUGCCGCACUACAACAGUUUGGGCUAUGUCGUGUGCAACCCGACCACGAAGCAAUGGCGAGCCGUGCCCGAGCCCAACUGCAGCUCCAAUGUACCAAUGAACUACACAUAUUUGGCUUUUGAUCCGACUGUAUCCUCCCACUUCCACCUGGUCCGGUUCAAAAAGAAUCGCGAGUACAUGGAGCCCAUGUCGGUGCAUGCUUACUCGUCUAAAACUGGGAUAUGGACCUAUAGCCAAACUGUGAAAGAAGAAGAAGAAUGGCAGAAUCAGGUCUACUUAUCUAUAAGUAAUCGAUGCGCCUUUGUUAAUGGCUUCCUGCAUUUGCUAGUUUGGGGCUCGAACAAAAUGCAGAUACUCAUUGUAGAUGUACAAGGACGUCCAAGAAGGAUGAUCAGACUGCCAGACGCGGCUGCUGGUAAUUGUGAGGGAUGCUACUGUGUUUACUUUGGCCAAUCCCAGGGGCAUCUGCACUGCAUUACUAAACAAUUAUUCGACUUCAACGAAGAGAAAUACGAGCUGUCCAUCUGGGCUCUUCAGGAUUACGAUGCACAAGAGUGGGUGCUGAAGGACACUGUGAGCUCCCUCCAGCUCUUUGGAGGAAAUUGCCCCACAAGUGUCGCAUUGGAGUUGUACAGCGAGGUGGCCAGCAUGCAUCUGGAUCGCAAUGUGGUCUUCUUCUUUUCACACUGUGAACUUAGAUUCAUAGCAUAUGACAUGGACAGCAAGGAAGUGAGUGUUUUCAGCAGUUCCAAAGCUAUACACAGGUGGAAGGUUGGUUGCUAUGUUCCUUGUUUCUCACCGGCGCCUCUCAAAUAAGCACUACAAGCUAUUAGUGCGUCGUCUAAUACAAGUAUGAGCUGCUAGCAACUUAUUAGUUAGACUGUAAUAAGGUCAAGUGAAGUAUUUCGUCCAUGAGUGUUUGGUCUAAUUAGUUCCGCAAGCCUGUUGAGGCAUUUAUAUAUAUAUGUAGUCUAUAUUUAUGGAUGCUAGUUAAAUUAAUGGAUACGUUGUAUGAUUUAUGUUUUUGGCUAUACAUAAGUUAUUAUAUGCAUGAUUUAUAUGCUUCCUUU
This is a messenger RNA of Zea mays, 2046 nucleotides long. RefSeq names its product F-box protein At5g07610. Gene Ontology annotation, molecular function: protein binding. The record is from RefSeq and is a predicted model, not a curated record. Lineage: Eukaryota; Viridiplantae; Streptophyta; Magnoliopsida; Poales; Poaceae. The transcript is spliced from 3 exons. Bases 584 to 1792 code for a protein of 402 amino acids.